Messenger RNA from Saccostrea cuccullata (small rock oyster), 2177 nucleotides. RefSeq lists its product as uncharacterized. The record is from RefSeq and is a predicted model, not a curated record. NCBI's taxonomy places the organism in Eukaryota, Metazoa, Mollusca, Bivalvia, Ostreida, Ostreidae. The transcript is spliced from 7 exons. Bases 232 to 1581 code for a protein of 449 amino acids.
AUUAUAUACAUGUUAGAUAAAAGGAUUCAUUGAGCCGGAAAAUGUCAAAAUUGAUAAAAACCAAUUAUUAAUUGUUCCAGUUAUUGUAGUGCUUUGUCAGCUAGUAAGGGGAUUUUCAGUUUUACUCGACUUCCUUACUAACAGACUAAAGCCACGCGGUAGCCCAACAAAGGAAUGGUGAUUGGAAACGUGUGAGACGAUUUGAUUAAGUUUACCUCUAAAGAUAUUAUAAUGGCAUCUAACCUACCUGAUCAGUUGACAGAGGGAACUUUUAAAAGGAAAACAAGUGCGGAUAUAAGUUCAAGUUCUGAAGGUGACUGGCCAAGCUGUAGUGAUUCAAGUUCGCAGCGAAGAAAAAGACAACGGCCAUCGAGUUUAUUAAAAUAUACUAUUUUGAGUGAUGAAGAUAAGGAAUUAGAGUCAAGCUGCUUGGAAAGCCCACUUGCAAGAAAUGAACCUGCAACUUAUCCAGCAAGUCAGUGGGAAUAUAAUGAUCUCCUUUUCUUAAACAUCUUUUACCAGAAGACACCAGAACCUUUGGAAAACUUCAUCAGGGAAUUGAAAGUUGCCUUUAAGAACAGGGAAGGAUUUUGUCCUGAUCCUAUAAAAUUGACUAACAUUUUAAAGAAGCAACUUGAAGAGGAUUUAACCUUUUCCUAUGAUAUGAAAGAAAUUAAAGAUAUUCGAUGUGCUUCUUUAAAAGAUAUAAUGGAUGAGAAAGAUGAGAUAUCGAGCAAGAUUAAUAAAGAUAUUCAAAGGAUGGAGAUAAAUUCCGAAAAAUUUGACUUUGAAAAUCAAUUUUGUAAAGAACUGGAUUCAGCUGUUGGGAAAUUUGCACUAGAGGCUGCUGUAUUGUUCAAUUCAGCAGCUAGAAAAUUUGCGCUAGAAACUCUUCUACUGCUCAAAAUGGUUCUGAGUCAACCAUUAUCUUUUGAUUCCAAAGUAAAAGUGGAAGAGACAAAGAAGACAAGAGGCUCAAAAAAGACAAGACCUAGAGGAGGGCAUAGUGAUUCACGGUGUCUUCAGAAAGAUGCAGAGCUUGUUUACGCCAAUGAAUUUUAUUUCCAGAAUUAUUGUAAAGUUUUUGGAAAGAUAUUCUUUUUAGAUGAAGGUGAAUUACCUAUGGCUUCAUUUACAUUUAACAAAUGUUUGGUGAGGAACAGACCUGAUAUUAUCUACCGUUUUUAUUCUCAAUCAAGAGAGGAAGAACUCUUGUUUAUAACAGAGGUAAAAAAAGCCCCACUUAAACAAGAUACAAGGAAUAUUGAAGAACUUGUUGGAGGAAAAAUUAUGGGGCAAGUUGGAGCAGAGCUAAUUGGUCAGGCAAGACGCUCAGCAUUUUAUCCAAAUUCUCUUGGAAUCCUCUGUAUGGAAACAAAACUAAUAUUUGUAUUCCUAAAAAUAUCAAAGGAGCAUGCAAUUGGAAUAACUAAAGGAGAGACAGGAAAAAAAGAUGAUCCUGGAAAGGUUAUUUACACUGAACCAUUGGACAUGUUAAAAGCAGAGGACAGGUCCAGAAUGGCUGAAAUCCUGUUUUUCCUGGGAUGUCUUCAAGAUCCGAGGAAGCAUAAGUUUAUCUAAUUAAUAGAUGUUACUUUACAAGUGUAAUGUUAAGCAAGUUGAAAAUUUUGCAAUUUUCUCUAAAAUUUUGGUAUAUAAUUGUAGCAAGAAGAACUUUAAACAUUUUUGUGAUGUCUUGAAAUAUAACAGUAACCUCAGAAAAUGGGAAUUAAUUGUUAGCAAUAUCUAAUUCUUGUUAUUUCAAAACCUUUGCUAAAGAUACUGUAGACAAACUUUUUUCCAGGGGGUCAUAAUUCUGCGGAAUCUCAAUUUCUGUUUAAUCGGUGGGUAGAAAAUUACGUGGAUUUCUUACACUGUCACUAAAUGCCUUACAUUUAUGUUAAAUAUGCUUAAAAAAAAUUUCUGUGGAACAAUUGUGACCACGUUCUUAGCGUAAAUUAAUACCACGCGGAAAAAACUACUUCUAAAAUACAGUACCCAAACUAAAUUGUUGUUAAAUUUGUUUGUAUGGUAUAUACAACAUUGCAAUUCUAUUAAUGUUAUAAAAUACUAAAAAUAAAUUUCUUACUGCCAUUUAAUUUGGUGUCAUUUGCAUUGAUUUUGUAAAUACAUAAAAUAAAGUAAUAAAAUUGAAUUAAUAAUUUAAUCGACAUGUU